AUAAUCCAGAGCCCAGGCCCCACGCCUGCUCUUGCCUGGGGUUCUCAGGAGGGGAGAGUUGGGAAGGCUUUGCUGCGGAGGAAAUUUAUUUGAUAGAUUAAAGGUUUGAUCAAGAGCUGCAGAGACAAAAGAGAAAAAUUCACACAAACCAAUGGUGUUCGGAACGAAAAGAAGUCCAUUACCUUGAGUUUGUAGGUGCCACUACUGCUCUGGGAGAAUGGCAGAUGACGAAGACUACGAGGAGGUGGUGGAGUACUACACAGAAGAGACAAUCUAUGAAGAGGUACCGGGGGAGACGAUAACAGAAAUCUAUGAAACUACUAGCACAAGGACAACAGGCUCUGACUAUGGGCAAUCAGAAACUUCCAGACCAGCGCUGGUACAACCGGAACCCGCGAAGCCAGUGCAGAGGAAGAAGGUGAUGCGAAAGAAGGUGGACUCUUCAAAGUUCAUGACCCCCUACAUUGCACAUAGUCAGAAGAUGCAGAAUCUCUUCAGCCCCAAUAAAUACAAGGAGAACUAUGAGAAAAUAAAAGGGCAACCGUCCACCAUCACGACUGAUACUCCAGAACUUCGCAGGAUCAAGAAAGUACAAGAUCAACUCAGUGAGGUUAAGUAUCGAAUGGAUGGCGACGUUGCUAAAACUAUUUGUCACGUAGAUGAGAAAGCAAAGGACAUUGAACAUGCCAAGAAAGUGUCGCAGCAAGUCAGCAAGGUUUUAUACAAGCAGAACUGGGAAGACACCAAGGAUAAGUACCUGCUUCCCCCUGAUGCCCCUGAACUUGUCCAAGCCAUCAAGAACACAGCCAUGUUCAGUAAGAAACUGUACACUGAAGACUGGGAAGCAGACAAAAAUUUGUUUUACCCAUACAAUGAUAGCCCGGAACUGAGAAGGGUCGCCCAAGCCCAGAAAGCUCUCAGUGAUAUUGCGUACAAAAAAGGGCACAUUGAACAGCAAGCUCAAUUCACGUCGCUUCCGGAUCCUCCAGAUAUAGAAUUUGCCAAGAAAGUGAGCAAUCAAGUGAGCAAGCAAAAAUACAAGGAAGACUAUGAAAAUAAAGUCAAAGGCAAAUGGAGUGAGACUCCUUGUUUUGAAAUUGCAACGGCCAGAAUGAACGCUGAUAACAUCAGCGCAAGGAAAUACCAGGAAGACUUUGAGAAUAUGAAAGACCAGAUCUACUUCAUGCAGACCGAAACACCAGAAUACAAAGUGAAUAAGCAAGCUGGCUUGGCUGCUAGCAAGGUAAAAUACAAAGAGGACUAUGAAAAGAAUAAAGGGAAAGCAGAUUAUAAUGUACUUCCUGCUACAGAGAACCCACUGCUCAAGCAGCUGAAGGCGGCAGGAAAUGCCCUCAGCGAUAAACUAUACAAGGAAAAUUAUGAAAAUACAAAGGCAAAGAGCAUAAAUUACUGUGAAACGCCCAAAUUCAAACUUGAUACGAUUCUGCAGAACUUCAGUAGUGAUACUAAAUAUAGAGAUGCCUACUUAAAGAAUAUUCUGGGACAUUAUGUGGGCAGCUUUGAGGAUCUGUAUCAUACACACUGCAUGAAAGUCGCAGCUCAAAACAGUGACAAAAACUACAAAGCGGAAUAUGAAGAGGACAGAGGCAAAUGCUUCUUCCCCCAGACCAUUACUCAAGAAUAUGAAGUCAUUAAGAAAUUGGAUCAUUGUAAAGAUCAUAGCUACAAAGUCCAUCCAGAUAAGACAAAGUUCACCCAGGUGACUGACUCUCCUGUUAUGGUUCAAGCCCAAGUCAAUUCCAAACAACUGAGUGAUCUAAAUUAUAAAGCGAAACACGAAAGUGAGAAGUUCAGGUGUCACUUACCUCCAGACACUCCUGCCCUCCUGCAGCACAGAGUGAACGCUUACAACCUGAGUGACAAUGUUUAUAAGCAUGACUGGGAGAAGAGCAAAGCCAAGAAGUUUGACAUUAAAGUGGAUGCCAUCCCCCUGCUGGCCGCCAAAGCCAACAGCAGGAAUGCUAGUGAUGUGAUGUACAGGAAAGACUAUGAGAAAAGCAAAGGGAAAAUGAUUGGGGCCCUGAGCAUCAAUGAUGACCCCAAGAUGCUGCACUCUUUGAAGACAGCCCAAAACCAGAGCGACAGAUUGUAUAGGGAAAACUAUGAGAAGACAAAGGCAAAAAGCAUGAAUUACUGUGAAACGCCUAAAUAUCAGCUUGACACUCUACUGAAGAACUUCAGUGAGGCUAAAUAUAAAGAUGCCUAUGUGCAGAACAUUCUGGGUCACUACGUAGGCAGCUGUGAGGACCCAUAUCAAAUACACUGCAUGAAAAUGUCGGCUCAAAACAGUGACAAAAAUUACAAAGCAGAAUAUGAAGAAGAUAGAGGGAAAUGCUAUUUCCCGCAGACGAUAACACAAGAGUAUGAAGCCAUUAAGAAGCUUGACCAGUGUAAAGAUCAUACCUACAAAGUUCAUCCAGAUAAGACCAAGUUUACUUCAGUCACUGAUAGUCCUGUGCUGCUGCAGGCCCAGCUGAACACAAAACAACUUAGCGAUCUGAAUUAUAAAGCAAAGCACGAAGGCGAGAAGUUCAAAUGCAAUGUUCCAGCAGAUGCUCCAGAGUUUAUCCAGCACAGGGUCAAUGCCUAUAACCUGAGUGAUAAUGUUUAUAAGCAUGACUGGGAGAAGAGCAAAGCCAAGAAGUUUGACAUUAAAGUGGAUGCUAUCCCCCUGCUGGCCGCCAAAGCCAACAGCAGGAAUGCUAGUGAUGUGAUGUACAGGAAAGACUAUGAGAAAAGCAAAGGGAAAAUGAUUGGGGCCCUGAGCAUCAAUGAUGACCCCAAGAUGCUGCACUCUUUGAAGACAGCCAAAAACCAGAGUGAUCGUGAAUAUCGUAAAGACUAUGAAAAGUCGAAAACUAUCUACACAGCACCUCUGGACAUGCUUCAAGUCACUCAAGCAAAGAAGUCUCAGGCAAUUGCCAGCGACGUGGACUAUAGGCACGUCCUACACAGCUACAGCUACCCCCCUGACAGCAUCAACGUGGACCUUGCCAAGAAGGCCUAUGCACUGCAGAGCGAUGUGGAGUAUAAAGCCGACUACAACAGCUGGAUGAAGGGCUGUGGCUGGGUACCUUUUGGAUCUUUGGAAAUGGAGAAGGCAAAGCGAGCUUCCGCCAUCCUGAAUGAGAAAAAAUAUCGUCAGCAUCCAGACACUCUCAAGUUUACUUCAAUUGAAGAUGCUCCAAUUACAGUGCAGUCUAAAAUUAACCAGGCCCAGAGGAGCGAUAUUGUCUACAAAGCCAAAGGAGAGGAAAUGCUUCAUAAAUACAGCCUGCCUGCAGACCUGCCCCAGUUCAUUCAGGCUAAAGUGAAUGCCUACAACAUUAGUGAGAAUAUGUACAAGGCUGACUUGAAAGAUCUGGGCAAGAAGGGAUAUGACCUGAGAAUUGACGCUAUUCCCAUCAAAGCUGCCAAGGCUGCGAGGCAGGCAGCCAGUGAUGUUCAGUACAAAAAGGAUUUUGAAAAAGCCAAAGGGAAGAUGGUUGGCUUCCAAAGUCUCCAGGAUGAUCCCAAACUGGUUCACUAUAUGAAUGUGGCCAAGCUACAGUCAGAACGGGAGUAUAAAAAAGAUUACGAGAAGACAAAAACCAAGUACAACACACCCCGUGAUAUGUUCAACGUUGUGGCAGCUAAGAAAGCACAGGAUGUUAUCAGCAAUGUUAACUAUAAACAUUCUCUCCAUCAUUACACCUACCUGCCUGAUGCCAUGGACUUAGAGCUGUCUAAGAACAGGAUGCAGAUCCACAGUGACAAUGCCUACAAGGAAGACUACAACACUUGGAUGAAAGGCAUUGGCUGGAUACCUAUUGGAAGUCUUGAUGUAGAAAAAGUCAAAAAGGCAGGUGAUGCCUUGAAUGAAAAGAAGUACAGACAACAUCCUGAUACCCUCAAAUUUACGAGCAUUGUGGACUCUCCAGUUAUGGUGCAGGCAAAACAGAACACACAGCAAGUCAGCGAUAUCUUAUACAAAGCCAAGGGAGAAGACAUGAAGCAUAAAUACACAAUGAGUCCCGACCUUCCGCAGUUCCUCCAGGCCAAGUGCAACGCUUACAACAUAAGUGAUGUCUGUUACAAACGGGACUGGCAUGACCUGAUCGCCAAAGGCAAUAACGUGCUGGGUGACGCCAUCCCCAUCACCGCAGCCAAAGCAUCAAGAAACAUCGCCAGUGAUUAUAAAUACAAAGAAGCUUAUGAGAAGGCAAAAGGAAAGCACGUGGGUUUUAGAAGCCUGCAGGAUGAUCCUAAAUUAGUCCACUAUAUGAACGUCGCCAAGCUGCAGUCUGAUCGUGAGUACAAGAAGAACUAUGAGAACACCAAAACCAGCUAUCACACACCUGGGGACAUGGUCAGCAUCACAGCUGCGAAAAUGGCCCAGGAUGUGGUCACCAACAUCAACUACAAGCAGCCAAUCCAUCACUACACCUACCUGCCUGACGCCUUGAGUCUUGAGCACACGAGGAAUGCAAACCAGAUUCAGAGUGACAAUGCAUACAAAGACGAAUACAACAACUUCUUAAAGGGCAUUGGCUGGAUCCCCAUCGGUUCUCUGGAAGUUGAGAAGGUCAAGAAGGCAGGCGAGGCAUUAAAUGAGAGGAAGUAUCGACAGCACCCAGAUACCAUCAAGUUCACGAGCGUGCCUGAUUCCAUGGGCAUGGUUUUAGCUCAGCAGAACACGAAGCAGCUAAGUGAUUUGAACUACAAGGUGGAGGGUGAGAAAAUGAAACACAAGUACACGAUGGACCCUGAAUUGCCUCAGUUUAUUCAAGCCAAGGUCAAUGCCCUCAACAUGAGUGAUGCUCAUUAUAAAGCAGACUGGAAGAAAACCAUUGCUAAGGGGUAUGAUUUGAGAUCAGAUGCCAUUCCAAUUGUUGCUGCAAAGAGCUCAAGAAAUAUUGCUAGCGAUUUCAAAUAUAAGGAGGCCUAUGAGAAAGCCAAAGGCAAGCAAAUUGGAUUUCUCAGUCUUCAGGAUGACCCUAAACUGGUUCACUACAUGAAUGUAGCCAAAAUGCAGUCUGAUCGUGAGUACAAGAAGGGCUAUGAAGCCAGCAAGACGAGGUAUCACACCCCCUUGGACAUGUUCAGUGUGACAGCAGCAAAGAGAUCCCAGGAGGUGGCUACCAACACCAACUACAAGCAGCCUUACCACCACUACACUCUCCUGCCUGAUGCCUUGAACGUGGAGCACUCCAGGAACGCCAUGCAGAUUCAGAGUGAUAACCUGUACAAGUCAGACUUCACCAGCUGGAUGAAAGGAAUUGGCUGGGUCCCAAUAGACUCACUGGAGGUGGAGAAGGCAAAGAAAGCAGGAGACAUUCUCAGUGAGAGGAAGUAUCGCCAACAUCCCGAGAAGCUGAAGUUUACCUACUCCAUGGACACCAUGGAACAAGUCCUUAACAAGAGUAACAAACUGACCAUGGACAAGAGACUCUACACUGAGAAAUGGAACAAAGACAAGACCACCAUUCACGUCAUGCCUGAUACUCCAGACAUUUUACUGUCCAGAAUGAACCAGAUCACCAUGAGUGAUAAGCUGUACAAAGCUGGCUGGGAAGAAGAGAAGAAGAAAGGCUAUGAUCUGAGACCGGACGCCAUCUCCAUACAGGCUGCGAGAGCCUCCAGAGACAUUGCCAGCGACUAUAAAUACAAGCAAGCCUAUGAACAAGCCAAAGGAAAGCACAUUGGCUUCCGGAGCCUGGAGGAUGACCCCAAGCUGGUGCACUUCAUGCAAGUGGCCAAGAUGCAGUCAGACCGGGAGUACAAGAAAGCGUACGAGAAGUCCAAGACCUCCUUCCACACCCCGGUGGACAUGCUCAGUGUGGUGGCAGCCAAGAAGUCUCAGGAAGUGGCCACCAACACCAACUACAAGAAUCUUAUUCACAGCUACAACCUGCUUCCUGAUGCCAUGAGCUUCGAAUUGGCCAAGAACAUGAUGCAGAUUCAGAGUGAUAACCAGUACAAGGCUGACUAUGCAGACUUCAUGAAAGGCAUUGGAUGGCUUCCCCUGGGCUCCCUGGAGGCUGAGAAGAAUAAGAAAGCCAUGGAGAUCAUUAGUGAGAAGAAGUAUCGCCAGCACCCAGACACUCUGAAGUACUCCACACUGAUGGAUUCGAUGAACAUGGUUUUGGCUCAGAAUAAUGCAAAAAUUAUGAAUGAACACCUCUAUAAGCAGGCAUGGGAAGCUGACAAAACCAAAGUCCACAUCAUGCCUGAUAUCCCCCAGAUUGUUCUGGCAAAGGCAAACGCCAUCAAUAUGAGCGACAAAAUCUACAAACUUUCUUUGGAGGAAUCUAGAAAGAAAGGCUAUGAUCUCAGAACAGAUGCCAUUCCUAUCAAAGCUGCCAAGGCUUCAAGAGACAUUGCGAGUGACUAUAAAUACAAAUACAACUAUGAGAAGGAGCGUGGGAAAAUGGUUGGCUUCCGCAGCCUUGAAGAUGACCCCAAGUUAGUCCAUUCCAUGCAAGUGGCUAAGAUGCAGUCUGAUCGGGAGUACAAGAAAAACUACGAGAAGACCAAGACCAGCUACCACACCCCCAAGGACAUGCUCAGUGUCACGGCUGCCAAGGACGCUCAGGCCAACAUCACCAACACGAACUACAAGCACCUGAUUCACAAGUACAUUCUCCUGCCCGACGCCAUGAGCAUCGAGCUGACCAGGAAUAUGAACCACAUACAAAGCGAUAAUGAAUAUAAGCAGGACUACAACGAAUGGUACAAAGGACUGGGCUGGAGUCCUGCUGGUUCACUGGAAGUGGAGAAGGCCCGGAAGGCAACAGAAUAUGCCAGUGACCAGAAAUACCGCCAGCACCCUAGCAGCUUCCAGUUUAAGAAGCUGAGCGACUCCAUGGACAUGGUUCUUGCCAAACAAAAUGCACACACCAUGAACAAUUACUUAUACACUGCUGAUUGGAACAAGGAUAAAACCAAGAUUCAUGUAAUGCCAGAUACACCUGAUAUUUUGCAAGCAAAACAGAACCAAACGUUGUACAGUCAGAAACUCUAUAAACUUGGAUGGGAAGAAGCUUUGAAGAAAGGAUAUGACCUCCCAGUUGAUGCAAUUUCUGUACAGUUGGCCAAAGCUUCAAGAGACAUUGCUAGUGAUUUUAAAUACAAACAAGGCUACCGUAAGCAACUCGGACAUCAUAUUGGAUUCCGGAGCCUGCAGGAUGAUCCAAAGCUUGUGCUGUCCAUGAAUGUUGCCAAAAUGCAAAGUGAGAGAGAGUACAAGAAGGACUUUGAGAAGUGGAAGACCAAGUACAGCAGCCCAGUGGACAUGCUGGGGUUGGUGCUGGCCAAGCAAUGCCAGACGCUGGUCAGUGACAUUGACUACAGGAACUACCUGCACCAGUGGACGUGUCUGCCUGACCAGAAUGAUGUCAUUCAAGCUAAGAAGGUUUAUGAGCUACAGAGUGAGAAUAUAUAUAAGUCUGAUCUUGAGUGGCUAAAAGGCAUAGGUUGGAGUCCACUGGGUUCGCUGGAGGCAGAAAAGAACAAGCGUGCUUCAGAAAUUAUCAGUGAGAAGAAGUAUCGGCAGCCUCCAGACAGAAACAAGUUCACCAGUAUUCCUGAUGCCAUGGACAUAGUUCUUGCAAAAACAAAUGCCAGAAACCGCAGUGAUAGACUCUAUAGAGAAGCCUGGGACAAGGACAAGACUCAAAUCCACAUCAUGCCUGAUACACCUGACAUUGUUCUGGCUAAAGCAAACCUAGUGAAUACAAGUGAUAAACUCUACCGAAUGGGGUAUGAGGAGCUGAAGAGAAAAGGUUAUGACCUCCCUCUAGAUGCACUAUCGAUCAAAGCAGCAAAAGCAUCUCGAGAAAUUGCUAGUGAAUACAAAUAUAAGGAAGGCUUUCGCAAGCAGCUUGGUCACCACAUUGGUGCUCGAGCAAUUCAUGAUGACCCCAAGAUGAUGUGGUCCAUGCACGUGGCCAAGAUCCAGAGUGACCGGGAGUACAAGAAGGACUUUGAGAAGUGGAAGACCAAGUACAGCAGCCCAGUGGACAUGCUGGGGAUGGUGCUUGCCAAGCAAUGCCAGACGCUGGUCAGUGACAUUGACUACAGGAACUACCUGCACCAGUGGACGUGUCUGCCUGACCAGAGUGAUGUCAUCCAUGCUCGACAGGCCUAUGACCUCCAGAGCGACAAUUUGUACAAGGCUGACCUUCAGUGGCUCAGAGGCAUUGGCUGGUUACCCAGUGGCUCACUUGAGGAUGAAAAGAACAAGAGAGCCACCCAGAUUUUGAGUGACCAUGUAUAUCGUCAGCAUCCAGAUAAAUUCAAGUUUUCUAGUCUUCUGGACUCUAUCCCAAUGGUGUUGGCAAAAAACAAUGCUAUCACCAUGAACCAACGCCUCUAUACAGAAGCCUGGGAUAAAGACAAAACCACUGUUCACAUUAUGCCAGACACCCCUGAAGUUCUAUUAGCCAAACAAAACAAAAUAAAUUACAGUGAGAAACAAUACAAACUUGGCCUAGAAGAAGCUAAGAAGAAAGGCUAUGACUUGAGGAUAGAUGCCAUUCCUAUCAGAACAGCCAAGGCUUCCAGAGACAUUGCGAGUGAAUACAAGUACAAGGAAGGCUACCGCAAGCAGCUUGGCCACCACAUUGGAGCUCGAGCAAUUCAUGAUGACCCCAAGAUGAUGUGGUCCAUGCACGUGGCCAAGAUCCAGAGUGACCGGGAGUACAAGAAGGACUUUGAGAAGUGGAAGACCAAGUACAGCAGCCCAGUGGACAUGCUGGGGUUGGUGCUGGCCAAGCAAUGCCAGACGCUGGUCAGUGACAUUGACUACAGGAACUACCUGCACCAGUGGACGUGUCUGCCUGACCAGAGUGAUGUCAUCCAUGCUCGACAGGCCUAUGACCUCCAGAGCGACAAUAUGUACAAAUCAGAUCUUCAGUGGAUGAGAGGCAUCGGUUGGGUUCCCAUUGGCUCUUUGGAUGUGGAAAAAUGCAAAAAGGCAACGGAAAUCUUGAGUGAUAAACUUUAUCGCCAGCAUCCAGACCAAUUCAAAUUCACCAGUGUAACUGACUCUCUGGAACAAGUGUUAGCCAAGAACAAUGCCAUCACCAUGAAUAAGCGUCUAUAUACGGAAGCCUGGGACAAAGACAAGACCCAGAUCCACAUCAUGCCAGACACCCCUGAAAUUAUGCUGGCAAGAAUGAACAAAAUCAACUACAGUGAGAGUCUGUACAAACUUGCCAAUGAAGAAGCAAAGAAGAAAGGCUAUGACCUGAGAAGUGACGCCAUUCCAAUCGUGGCGGCCAAGGCCUCCAGGGACAUUGCCAGUGAUUACAAAUAUAAAGAAGGUUACCGUAAGCAGCUCGGCCACCACAUUGGAGCACGGGACAUCAAGGAUGACCCCAAGAUGAUGUGGUCCAUGCACGUGGCCAAGAUCCAGAGUGACCGGGAGUACAAGAAGGACUUUGAGAAGUGGAAGACCAAGUACAGCAGCCCAGUGGACAUGCUGGGGGUGGUGCUGGCCAAGCAAUGCCAGACGCUGGUCAGUGACAUUGACUACAGGAACUACCUGCACCAGUGGACGUGUCUGCCUGACCAGAAUGAUGUCAUCCAUGCUCGACAGGCCUAUGACCUCCAGAGCGACAAUGUUUAUAAGUCUGAUCUCCAAUGGCUGAAAGGCAUCGGCUGGAUCCCCAUUGGGUCUGUGGAGGAUGUCAAAUGCAAGAGAGCUGCAGAGAUUCUGAGUGACAGCAUCUACCGCCAGCCUCCAGACAAGCUGAAAUUUACCAGUGUGACAGAUUCCCUGGAGCAGGUGCUGGCCAAGAACAAUGCCAUCACCAUGAACAAGCGUUUAUACACAGAGGCCUGGGACAAAGACAAGACUCAGAUUCAUAUUAUGCCUGAUACCCCGGAGAUCAUGCUGGCAAGACAGAACAAAGUAAACUACAGUGAGAAUUUGUACAAACUUGCCAAUGAAGAAGCCAAGAAGAAAGGUUACGACCUGAGAAUCGAUGCCAUCCCAAUUGUGGCUGCCAAGGCCUCCAGGGACAUUGCCAGUGAUUACAAAUACAAAGAUGGCUACCGCAAGCAGCUCGGCCACCACAUUGGAGCACGGGACAUCAAGGAUGACCCCAAGAUGAUGUGGUCCAUGCACGUGGCCAAGAUCCAGAGUGACCGGGAGUACAAGAAGGACUUUGAGAAGUGGAAGACCAAGUACAGCAGCCCAGUGGACAUGCUGGGGGUGGUGCUGGCCAAGCAAUGCCAGACGCUGGUCAGUGACAUUGACUACAGGAACUACCUGCACCAGUGGACGUGUCUGCCUGACCAGAAUGAUGUCAUCCAUGCUCGACAGGCCUAUGACCUCCAGAGUGACAAUGUUUAUAAGUCAGAUCUCCAGUGGCUGAAGGGUAUCGGCUGGGUCCCCAUUGACUCUGUGGAAGUAGUGAGGUGCAAGAGAGCUGCAGAGAUUCUGAGUGACAACAUCUACCGCCAGCCUCCAGACAAGCUGAAAUUUACCAGUGUGACAGAUUCCCUGGAGCAGGUGCUGGCCAAGAACAAUGCCAUCACCAUGAACAAGCGCUUAUACACAGAAGCCUGGGACAAAGACAAGACCCAAGUCCAUAUCAUGCCUGAUACACCAGAAAUUAUGUUGGCAAGACAAAAUAAAAUAAAUUAUAGUGAGAGCCUCUACCGUCAGGCCAUGGAAGAAGCCAAGAAAGAAGGCUAUGACCUGAGAAGUGAUGCCAUCCCCAUUGUGGCUGCCAAAGCCUCCAGGGAUAUUGCCAGUGAUUACAAGUAUAAAGAGGCUUACCGUAAGCAGCUAGGCCACCAUAUUGGUGCCCGGGCCGUCCGUGAUGACCCCAAGAUUAUGUGGUCCCUUCACGUCGCCAAACUGCAGAGUGACCGUGAGUACAAGAAAGAAUUUGAGAAGUACAAGACCAGAUACAGCAGCCCAGUGGACAUGCUGGGGAUUGUGUUGGCCAAGAAAUGUCAGACCUUGGUGAGUGACGUGGACUAUAAGCAUCCCCUGCAUGAGUGGACCUGCCUGCCCGACCAGAAUGACAUUAUCCAGGCCCGGAAAGCCUACGACCUCCAGAGCGAUAAUCUGUAUAAGUCAGAUCUGGAAUGGAUGAAGGGUAUUGGCUGGGUUCCCAUUGGCUCUUUGGAAGUCGUUAAAGCCAAGAGGGCAACAGAGAUACUGAGUGACAGUAUUUACCGCCAACGGCCAGACGCACUGAAAUUUACCAGCAUCACUGACUCUCCGGAGCAGGUGCUGGCCAAGAACAAUGCCAUAAACAUGAACAAGCGCCUAUACACAGAAGCCUGGGACAAUGACAAGAAGACAAUCCAUGUCAUGCCUGACACGCCAGAAAUCAUGCUAGCCAAACUCAACCGAAUAAACUACAGUGAUAAACUCUAUAAACUCGCUUUGGAAGAGUCCAAGAAAGAAGGUUAUGACUUGCGUUUGGAUGCCAUCCCAAUCAGAGCAGCCAAGGCUUCAAGAGAUAUUGCCAGUGAUUACAAGUACAAGGAAGGCUACCGUAAGCAGCUUGGCCACCACAUUGGGGCACGGGACAUCAAGGAUGACCCCAAGAUGAUGUGGUCCAUGCACGCGGCCAAGAUGCAGAGUGACCGGGAGUACAAGAAGGACUUUGAGAAGUGGAAGACCAAGUACAGCAGCCCAGUGGACAUGCUGGGGUUGGUUCUGGCCAAGAAGUGCCAGAUCCUUGUAAGUGACAUAGAUUACAGGCACCCCCUGCACGAGUGGAUGUGUCUACCUGACCAGAAUGAUGUCAUCCAAGCUCGAAAGGCCUAUGAUCUCCAGAGUGAUGCUAUUUACAAGGCUGAUCUGGAGUGGCUCAGAGGCAUUGGGUGGGUGCCCAUUGGCUCUGUCGAGGUGGAGAAGGUGAAGCGAGCUGGAGAAAUCCUGAGUGACAGGAAGUACCGUCAACCUGCAGACCAGCUCAAAUUCACAUGUAUUCCAGACACUCCAGAAAUUGUGCUGGCAAAAAACAAUGCCCUGACCAUGAGCAAGCACUUAUACACGGAAGCUUGGGAUACUGACAAGACCUCCAUCCAUGUAAUGCCUGACACCCCAGAAAUCCUGUUGGCCAAGAGCAAUUCUGCCAAUAUCAGCCAAAAACUUUACACCAAAGGAUGGGAUGAAACAAAGAUGAAGGACUACGACCUGAAAGCUGAUGCUAUUUCCAUCAAAAGUGCCAAGGCCUCCAGGGACAUCGCCAGUGACUACAAGUACAAAGAAGCAUACGAGAAACAGAAAGGCCACCACAUAGGAGCCCAGUGCAUUGAAGAUGACCCCAAGAUUAUGACUGCCAUACACGCAGGGAAGAUUCAAAGCGAAAGGGAGUACAAGAAGGAAUUCCAGAAAUGGAAGACCAAGUUCAGCAGCCCAGUGGACAUGCUGGGUAUCUUGCUGGCCAAGAAAUGUCAGACUCUAGUCAGUGACAUCGAUUAUCGAAAUAUCCUGCAUCACUGGACCUGUCUGCCUGAUCAAAACGACGUUAUCCAAGCAAGGAAGGCCUACGAGCUUCAGAGUGAUAGUGUGUAUAAGGCAGAUCUGGAGUGGCUGCGUGGCAUCGGCUGGAUGCCACAAGGCUCCGUGGAAUUGACCAGGGUGAAGAAUGCGCAAGACCUGCUGAAUGAGAGACUCUACAGAAUCAGACCAGAGGCCUUGCAGUUCACUUGUAUUGUCGACACUCCAGAGGUGGUUCUGGCCAAAGCCAAUUCUCUGCAAAUGAGCGAGAAACUGUAUCAAGAAGCCUGGAAUAAAGAUAAAGCCAACAUCAGUAUUCCUUCUGAUACGCCUGUCAUGCUACAAGCCCACAUCAACGCCAUGCAGAUCAGCAAUAAACUUUAUCAGAAAGACUGGGAUGAGGCCAAGCAGAAAGGCUAUGACUUAAGAGCAGACGCCAUUGAAAUCAAGCAUGCCAAAGCCUCCAGAGAAAUCGCCAGUGAGUAUAAGUACAAAGAAGGCUACCGGAAGCAGUUAGGCCACCACGUGGGUUUCCGCAGCCUGCAAGAUGACCCCAAACUGGUGUGGUCUAUUCACGCUGCCAAGAUCCAGAGUGAUAGAGAAUACAAGAAAGCUUAUGAGAAGUCAAAAGGAAUUCACAACACACCGCUGGACAUGAUGUCCAUUGUUCAGGCCAAGAAAUGCCAGGUCCUGGUGAGCGACAUUGAUUACCGCAAUUAUCUGCACCAGUGGACAUGUCUCCCUGACCAGAAUGAUGUGAUCCAGGCUAAGAAAGCCUACGAACUGCAGAGUGAUAACGUGUACAAAUCAGACCUGGAAUGGAUGAAGGGUAUCGGAUGGUUGACAGAGGGUUCUGUGGAUGUGGUGAGAGUGAAGAAUGCCCAGAAUCUCUUGAGUGAAAGGUUGUAUCGCAUAAAGCCCGAGGCCUUCAAGUUCACCAGCAUUGUUGAUACCCCAGAAGUCCUUAUGGCAAAGACCAAUGCUAUGCAGAUUAGUGAGCCACUGUAUCGCGAUGCCUGGGAGAAAGAGAAAGCUAAUGUGAACAUGCCAGCAGACACUCCGCUGAUGCUGCAGUCCAAACUCAACGCCUUACAGAUCAGCAAUAAACACUAUCAGCAAGCUUGGGAAGAUGUCAAGAUGACGGGCUAUGACAUACGUGCAGAUGCCAUCGGAAUCCAGCAUGCCAAGGCUUCCAGGGACAUUGCCAGUGAUUACCUGUACAAAAGCACUUACGAGAAACAGAAAGGUCACUAUAUUGGAUGCCGCAGUGCCAAGGAAGAUCCUAAGCUGGUUUUUGCAGCAAACGUGUUGAAGAUGCAAAAUGACAGACUGUACAAAAAGGCUUACAAUGACAACAAGGCCAAGAUCUCCAUUCCAGUAGACAUGGUGUCCAUCAGUGCUGCGAAAGAAGGCCAGGCACUAGCAAGCGACAUCGACUAUCGCCAGUACCUGCAUCGGUGGGCCUGCUUUCCUGACCAGAAUGAUGUGAUCCAAGCCAGGAAAGCCUAUGACCUGCAGAGUGACGCUAUCUACAAGGCUGACUUAGAGUGGUUGCGUGGCAUUGGCUGGAUGCCUGAGGGGUCACCAGAAGUCCUGAGAGUCAAAAAUGCCCAGGAGAUCUUGUGUGACAGUGUCUACCGUACGCCUGUGGUGAACCUCAAGUAUACGAGUAUUGUCGACACCCCUGAAGUUGUCCUUGCAAAAUCAAAUGCUGAAAACAUUAGCAUUCCAAAGUACAGAGAACUUUGGGACAAGGAUAAAACUUCAGUCCACAUAAUGCCAGACACUCCAGAAAUUAAUCUUGCUCGAGCCAAUGCUCUUAACGUGAGCGAUAAAAUCUACCGCAAGGGGUGGGAUGAAGUGAAGAUGAGUUGUGAUGUCCGUCUGGACGCCAUCCCCAUCCGAGCUGCCAAAGCCUCCAGGGAGAUUGCCAGUGAUUAUAAAUACAAGCUUGACCACGAGAAGCAGAAGGGACACUACGUGGGGACCCUCACAGCCAGGGAUGACAACAAGAUCCGGUGGGCCCUCAUUGCUGACAAGAUUCAGAAUGAGAGAGAGUAUCGGCUACAGUGGGCCAAGUGGAAGACGAAGUUCCAAAGCCCUGUGGAUAUGCUGUCCAUCUUGCAUUCUAAAAAAUGCCAGACUCUGGUCAGCGACAUAGACUAUCGCAAUUACCUGCACCAGUGGACCUGCAUGCCUGACCAGAAUGAUGUGAUCCAGGCCAAGAAAGCUUAUGAGCUGCAGAGUGAUGCUGUGUACAAAGCUGACUUGGAAUGGCUCCGGGGGAUUGGCUGGAUGCCAAAUGAUUCUGUGUCUGUCAAUCACGCCAAACAUGCCGCAGAUAUCUUCAGUGAGAAAAAAUAUCGCACAAAAAUCGAAACUCUCAACUUUACUCCCGUGGACGACAGAGUUGAUUAUGUGACAGCAAAACAGAGUGGUGAGAUCCUAAAUGAUAUUAAAUAUCGGAAAGAUUGGCAUGACACCAAAUCCAAGUACACCCUCACAGAAACCCCACUAUUGCACACUGCUCAGGAGGCAGCCCGGAUUCUGGACCAGUACCUCUACAAAGAAGGCUGGGAGAAACAGAAAGCCACGGGUUACAUUUUGCCUCCGGAUGCUGUCCCCUUUGUUCAUGCCCACCACUCUAGUGAUGUUCAGAGCGAGCUGAAAUACAAAGCUGAACAUGUGAAGCAAAAAGGCCAUUAUGUUGGUGUUCCAACGAUGAGAGAUGAUCCCAAACUGGUUUGGUUUGAGCAUGCGGGCCAGAUUCAGAAUGACAGACUGUACAAAGAAGACUAUCAUAAGACAAAGGCCAAAAUCAAUAUACCUGCUGAUAUGGUGUCAGUCUUGGCUGCCAAGGAAGGGCAGACCCUCGUCAGUGAUAUUGAUUACCGUAAUUACCUUCACCAGUGGACAUGUCAUCCUGACCAGAAUGAUGUGAUUCAGGCAAAGAAGGCUUACAACUUACAGAGUGAUAAUAUCUACAAAGCUGACCUGGAGUGGCUCCGAGGCAUUGGCUGGAUUCCCCUGGAUUCUGUGGACCAUGUGAGGGUUACUAGGAACCAGGAAAUGGUGAAUCAGAUAAAAUAUAAGAAAGAGGCUCUUGACAACUAUCCUAACUUUACAAGUGUGGUAGAUCCUCCGGAGAUUGUUUUGGCCAAGAUCAACUCAGUCAACCAAAGUGAUAUCAAAUAUAAGGAGACAUUUAAUAAAGAAGUGAAAGGCAAGUACAUCUUUUCUCCAGACACACCACAUCUCACCCACUCCAAAGACAUGGGGAAGCUCUAUAGUACCAUACUGUACAAAGGAGCAUGGGAGGGCACCAAAGCGUACGGCUACACCUUGGAUGAGCGCUACAUUCCCAUCGUUGGAGCCAAGCACGCCGACUUUGUGAACAGUGAGCUCAAAUACAAAGAAACGUAUGAGAAGCAAAAGGGCCACUAUCUGGCUGGAAAGGAAAUAAGUGAGUUUCCUGGUGUGGUUCACUCUCUGGAUUUCCAAAAGAUGAGAAGUGCGUUGAACUACAGAAGAGACUAUGAGGAUACCAAGGCAAAUGUCCAUAUCCCCAAUGACAUGAUGAACCACGUGCUGGCUAAAAGGUGUCAGUACAUCCUCAGCGACCUGGAGUACCGGCACUACUUCCACCAGUGGACGUCUCUGCCUGAAGAGCCCAAUGUGAUCCGGGCCCGGAACGCCCAGGAGAUCUUGAGUGAUAAUGUCUAUAAAGAUGACUUGAAUUGGCUAAAAGGCAUUGGCUGUUACGUUUGGGAUACACCCCAGAUCCUCCAUGCUAAGAAAUCAUAUGACCUUCAGAGUCAGAUACAAUACACAGCAGCAGGUAAGGAAAACCUGCAAAAUUAUAAUCUGGUCACAGACACGCCGCUUUAUGUGACUGCUCUGCAAAGUGGCAUCAAUGCCAGUGAGGUUAAAUAUAAAGAAAAUUAUCAUCAGAUCAAGGACAAAUAUACAACAGUUCUAGAAACAGUGGAUCAUGAGAGAACCAAGAAGCUGAAGAAUCUCUAUAGCAGCAACCUGUACAAGGAGGCCUGGGAUAAAGUGAAAGCAACGAGUUACGUUCUGCCUUCUAGCAGUAUGUCUCUGAUGCAUGCCAAGAACAAGAAGCACCUGGCCAGCACCAUCAAAUAUCGGGAAGAAUACGAAAAGUUCAAAGCUCUCUACACUUUACCAAAGAGCGUGGAUGACGACCCCAAUACUGCACGAUGCCUCAGGGUCGGCAAAUUGAACAUUGAUCGUCUGUACAGGUCAGUUUAUGAAAAGAACAAGAUGAAAAUCCACAUCGUGCCUGACAUGGUGGAGAUGGUGACUGCCAAGGACUCUCAGAAGAAAGUCAGUGAGAUUGACUACCGCCUGCACCUCCAUGAGUGGAUAUGCCACCCUGACUUGAAAAUCAACGAUCACGUCCGGAGAGUCACAGAUCAGAUAAGUGAUAUUGUGUACAAGGAUGACCUCAACUGGCUGAAAGGCAUUGGCUGCUAUGUCUGGGACACUCCUGAAAUUCUCCAUGCCAAGCAUGCCUACGACCUGCGCAAUGAUAUUAAGUAUAAAGCUCAUGUGCAGAAAACAAGGAAUGACUACAAGUUGGUCAUGGAUACCCCGGUGUAUGUUCAGGCUGUCAAAAGUGGGAAACAGCUAAGUGACGCCGUCUACCACCAUGACUAUGUGCACAGUGUCAGAGGCAAAGUGGCUCCGACAGCGAAAACUCUGGAUCUGGACCGGGCGCUCCACGCAUACAAGCUGCAGAGUGAGAAUCUGUACCGAGGACCUGGCUUGCGCUCCCUGCCCACUGGGUACCGGCUGCCUGUCGACACCCCUCACUUCAAGCACACCAAGAACAAUCGUUACAUGAGCAGCUAUUUCAAGUACAAAGAAGUUUAUGAACACAUCAAGGCAAAUGGGUAUACACUUGGCCCCAAUGAUGUUCCAUUUGUCAAUGUCCGGAGGAUCAAUAAAGUGACUAGUGAGAGACUGUAUCGGCAGUUGUACCACAAACUGAAAGACAAGAUUCACACAACUCCUGACACUCCUGCAAUCCGCCAAGUCAAGAAGACACAAGAGGCUGUGAGCGAGCUGAUCUACAAAUCAGACUUCUUCAGGAUGCGGGGACAUAUGAUCUCCUUACCAUACACACCCCAAGUGCUGCAUUGCCGCUAUGUGGGAGACAUCACCAGUGACAUAAAAUAUAAAGAGGACUUGCAGGUCCUGAAGGGGCUGGGCUGCUUCCUGUACGACACGCCUGAUAUGGUCCGCUCCCGGCACCUGAGGAAGCUCUGGUCAAAUUACCUGUACACGGAUAAUGCAAGAAAGACGCGUGACAAAUACAAAGUGGUGCUCGACACUCCGGAAUACAGGAAAGUCCAGGAGCUGAAGACACACCUGAGUGAGCUGGUGUACAGAGCUGCAGGCAAGAAGCAGAAGUCUGUCUUCACUUCAGUUCCUGACACUCCUGAUCUCCUGAGAGCUAAGCGUGGGCAGAAGCUUCAGAGCCAGUAUCUGUAUGUUGAACUUGCCACCAAAGAGAGACCCCAUCAUCAUGCUGGAAACCAGACUACAGCUUUGAAGCAUGCUAAAGAUGUGAAGGACAUGGUCAGCGAGAAAAAAUACAAGACUCAGUAUGAAAAGAUGAAGGACAAGUACACCCCUGUUCCAGAUACACCAAUUCUCAUCCGAGCCAAGAAAGCGUACUGGAAUGCCAGUGAUCUGCGUUACAAAGAAACUUUUCAAAAGACCAAAGGGAAAUACCACACUGUGAAGGACGCACUGGACAUAGUCUAUCACCGCAAAGUCACAGAUGACAUCAGUAAAGUGAAAUAUAAGGAGAACUACAUGAGUCAGCUGGGAAUUUGGAGGUCCAUCCCUGAUCCCCCAGAGCACUUCCAUCACCGGGCAGUUACUGAUGCUGUCAGCGACGUAAAAUAUAAAGAAGACUUGACCUGGCUUAAAGGUAUUGGCUGCUAUGCGUAUGAUACCCCUGACUUAACUCUGGCUGAGAAGAACAAGACACUGUACAGCAAGUAUAAGUAUAAAGAGGUAUUUGAAAGAACGAAAUCAGAUUUCAAGUAUGAAGCGGAUUGUCCCAUCAACAGGCAUUUCAAGUAUGCAACUCAGUUGACGAAUGAGAAAAAAUACAGAGCUGAUUAUGAGCAGCGGAAAGAUAAAUACCACCUGGUAGUGGAUGAGCCUAGACAUCUGCUGGCUAAGACGGCAGGCGACCAGAUCAGCCAGAGAAAAUAUAAAUCUAGUGCCAAGAUGCUACUGCAGCACGGAUGUAAUGAAAUCCUUCGUCCAGACAUGUUGACUGCUCUCUACAACACAUACAUGUGGAGCCAGAUCAAGUACAGGAAAAAAUAUGAAAAAUCAAAGGAUAAGUUUACCUCAGUUGUGGACACUCCAGAGCACUUGAGGACGACAAAAGUCAACAAGCAAAUCAGUGAUAUACUUUAUAAGCUGGAAUACAACAAGGCCAAACCCAGAGGCUACACCACCAUCCAUGACACACCCAUGUUGCUGCAUGUCCGUAAGGUCAAGGAUGAAGUGAGCGAUCUGAAGUACAAAGAAGCUUACCAAAGAACUAAGUCCAACUGCACCAUCAAACCAGAUGCUGUUCAUAUCAAAGCAGCCAAGGAUGCCUACAAAGUCAACACCAAUCUGGAUUACAAGAAGCAGUAUGAAGCCAACAAAGCCUACUGGAAGUGGAUCCCUGACCGGCCCGACUUCAUCCAGGCCGCCAAGUCGUCCUUGCAGCAAAGCGACUUUGAAUAUAAGCUGGACCAAGAGUUCCUCAAGGGCUGCAAGCUUUCUGUCACUGAUGACAAGGACAUGGUGCUGGCUCUGAGAAACUCCUUCAUAGAGAGUGAUCUGAAAUACAAAGAGAAGCACAUCAAGGAAAGAGGAAGCUGCCACGCUGUGCCCGACACCCCCCAGAUCCUUCUGGCAAAGACCGUCAGCAACCUGGUGUCUGAGAACAAAUACAAGAAACAUGUCAAGAAGCACUUGGCUGAGGGCUCCUACACCACCCUGCCAGAGACCCGGGACACCAUCCAUGUCAAGGAAGUGACCAAGCACGUCAGCGACACAAACUACAAAAAGAAGUAUGUCAAGGAGAAAGGCAAAUCCAAUUACUCCAUCAUGCUAGAGCCCCCUGAGGUGAAACACGCUAUGGAAGUGGCCAGGAAGCAGAGUAACGUCGCUUACAAAAAAGAUGCCAAGGAAAACCUGCAUUACACCACGGUGGCUGAUCGGCCAGACAUCAAGAAGGCCACACAGGCAGCCAAGCAGGCCAGCGAGGUAGAGUACAGAGCCAAGCAUCGCAGAGAAGGCAGCCAUGGGCUGAGCAUGCUUGGCCGGCCAGACAUCGAAAUGGCCAAGAAGGCAGCCAAGCUGAGCAGCCAGGUUCAGUACCAACAAAAUUUCAACAAAGAGAAGGGCAAGACAACAAAAUACAAUCCGAAAGACAGCCAGCUCUACAAAGUCAUGAAAGAUGCUAAUAAUCUCGCAAGUGAGGUUAAAUAUAAGGCUGACCUAAAGAAACUUCACAAGCCUGUGACCGAUAUGAAGGAGUCUCUGAUAAUGAAUCAUGUCCUAAAUACCAGCCAACUUGCCAGUUCCUACCAGUACAAGAAGAAGUAUGAGAAGAGUAAAGGCCACUACCACACAAUACCAGACAACCUUGAGCAGCUCCAUCUGAAAGAGGCCACAGAGUUACAGAGUAUCGUGAAAUACAAGGAAAAAUAUGAAAAGGAACGAGGAAAGCCUAUGUUGGACUUUGAAACUCCAAUGUAUAUCACUGCCAAGGAGUCUCAGCAGAUGCAAAGUGGGAAAGAAUACAGGAAGGAUUAUGAAGAGACCAUUAAAGGCAGAAACCUGACUGGCCUGGAGGUCACACCUGCUUUGCUACAUGUCAGAUAUGCCACCAAGAUAGCCAGUGAGAGAGAGUACAGGAAAGAUUUGGAAGAAAGCAUCCGUGGGAAGGGCCUCACCGAAAUGGAAGAUACUCCGGACAUGCAAAGAGCAAAGAAUGCCACUCAGAUCCUUAAUGAGAAAGAAUAUAAAAAAGACCUGGAGCUGGAAGUCAAAGGAAGAGGGCUGAAUGCCAUGGCCAACGAAACUCCUGACUUCAUGAGGGCCAGGAAUGCUACUGAUAUUGCCAGCCAGAUUAAGUACAAACAAUCAGCAGAAAUGGAAAAAGCCCAUUUCACUUCUGUGGUCGAUAGUCCAGAGAUUAUUCAUGCUCAACAAGUCAAGAACCUUUCAAGCCAGAAAAAGUACAAAGAAGAUGCAGAAAAGUCUAUGUCAUAUUAUGAGACGGUUCUAGAUACUCCCGAAAUGCAUCGUGUCCGGGAGAAUCAGAAGAACUUCAGCCUUCUCCAAUACCAGUAUGACCUUAAAAACAGUAAAGGAAAAAUUAUAGUUGUCCAAGACACUCCAGAAAUACUGCGUGUUAAAGAAAAUCAAAAGAAUUUCAGCUCGGUUUUAUAUAAAGAGGAUCUUUCACCAGGAACAGCUAUUGGAAAGACACCAGAGAUGACGAGAGUGAAACAAACACAGGACCACAUUAGCUCGGUGAAAUAUAAGGAAACAAUUGGACAAGGAACCCCAAUCCCGGACCUGCCUGAAGUGAAACGUGUCAAGGAGACUCAGAAGCAUAUCAGCUCGGUUAUGUACAAAGAAAACUUGGGAACUGGCAUUCCAACCCCUCUCACUCCAGAGAUUGAGAGAGUCAAACGCAAUCAGGAGAACUUUAGCUCGGUCUUGUACAAAGAAAAUUUGGGGACAGGAACCCCAACACCUAUCACUCCAGAGAUGGAGAGAGUCAAACGCAAUCAAGAACACUUUAGCUCGAUUUUGUAUAAAGAGAACUUGAGCAAGGGGACUCCUCUACCUGUCACUCCUGAGAUGGAGAGAGUCAAACGCAAUCAAGAAAACUUGAGCUCGGUGUUAUAUAGAGAAAGCCUGGGCAAAGGGACCCCGAUUCCUCUCACCCCAGAGAUGGAGCGAGUCAAACACAAUCAAGAAAACUUUAGUUCGGUGCUGUACAAAGAGAACAUGGGGACGGGAAUUCCUCUCUCCAUCACUCCUGAGAUGCAGCGAGUCAAACACAAUCAAGAAAAUAUCAGCUCGGUGUUAUACAAAGAAAACAUGGGCAAGGGAACCUCUUUACCCAUCACUCCAGAGAUGGAGAGAGUCAAACACAAUCAAGAGAAUAUUAGCUCGAUUUUGUACAAAGAAAACGUGGGGAAAGCCACCCCCACCCCUGUCACUCCAGAGAUGCAGAGAGUCAAACGCAAUCAAGAGAACAUUAGCUCGGUGCUUUAUAAAGAAAACCUGGGCAAAGCCACCCCCACGCCCAUUACUCCUGAGAUGGAAAGAGUCAAACGCAACCAAGAAAACUUUAGCUCGGUGUUGUACAAAGAGAACAUGAGGAAGGCAACUCCGACACCAGUCACUCCAGAGAUGGAGAGAGCUAAGCGCAACCAAGAAAACAUUAGCUCGGUUCUUUACUCUGACAGCUUCCGGAAACAAAUCCAAGGCAAAGCUGCCUAUGUCCUUGACACCCCAGAAAUGAGACGGGUGAGGGAGACCCAGCGCCACAUCUCAACGGUGAAGUAUCAUGAAGACUUUGAGAAACACAAGGGUUGCUUCACACCAGUGGUGACAGACCCUAUUACUGAACGUGUCAAAAAGAAUACACAGGACUUCAGUGACAUCAGCUACAGAGGCAUUCAGAGAAAAGUGGUAGAGAUGGAGCGGAAACGGAAUGACCAGGAUCAGGAAACUAUCACAGGUUUACGUGUCUGGCGCACUAAUCCUGGUUCAGUCUUUGAUUAUGAUCCUGCAGAAGACAAUAUUCAGUCCCGAAGCUUACACAUGAUUAAUGCCCAGGCACAGCGCCGGAGCCAGCAGUCGAGGUCCGCCAGUGCCCUGAGCACCAGUGGUGGGGAGGAGAGGUCUGAGCACUCUGAAGCCGCCGACCAGCAGCUCUCCACCUACAGCAAUGGCGGUGCCUUCUUCUCGGCCACCUCAGCAGCCUACAAACACACAAAAACCACGGUGCUCCCUCAGCAGCGGUCUUCUUCUGUGGCCACCCAGCAGACGACAGUGUCCUCCAUCCCGUCUCAUCCGUCCACUGCUGGGAAAAUCUUCCGUGCCAUGUAUGACUACAUGGCCGCCGACGCAGAUGAGGUGUCCUUCAAAGACGGAGAUGCUAUCGUGAACGUCCAAGCUAUCGACGAAGGCUGGAUGUAUGGCACGGUGCAGAGGACCGGCAGGACGGGCAUGCUUCCCGCCAACUACGUGGAAGCUAUUUAGGCCUCUCCGAGCAUCAUACCUGCCUGCGGACUUAGCAGCUAUGCUAUCAGCAUUUCAGUUUCUAGACUCUGCACUACCACCCAGGUUCUCAAGUGGCUUAAGGGUUUUUUUUUUCCGUGACACUAUUAUUCAUGGCUGUACCAUCCUUUUGCUUCUACGUGAACUUCAACAACUGUCCAGUAACUCAAGUGUGUCACUCGUCUAUUCAGUUAUUAAGCUAGAGUUCUCUCCUUGUUUUCUGGAGCCCUAGUACUUGAGACAUUGUAGUUAUUUUAAAAUUGCUAUCAUUGAAUUUCCCUUGGGUUUUAAAGUUUAAUUAAAGCUUCUGCAAUGCUA
Messenger RNA from Erinaceus europaeus (western European hedgehog), 23134 nucleotides. RefSeq names its product nebulin (gene NEB). The record is from RefSeq and is a predicted model, not a curated record. Lineage: Eukaryota; Metazoa; Chordata; Mammalia; Eulipotyphla; Erinaceidae. Gene Ontology annotation, biological process: cardiac muscle thin filament assembly. The transcript has 165 exons. Gene Ontology annotation, cellular component: Z disc. The coding region runs from base 218 to 22798 and encodes 7526 amino acids. Gene Ontology annotation, molecular function: actin filament binding.